GGCUUGUAUGUAAACAAGGUCAGCCCUACACUGCAGUGCAUAUCACAGGCUGCUGGAAAGGCAGAAGUUGGCUGGUCUUCGUGGACACCUGUGGCAGAAGUCUGCGGACGCUGAUUUUUCUUUAGGGGUUCAAGAGGUCCACAGAGCUGCCAAGAUGAUGAAAGACUGCCUGCAUUUUCUCAUCGAGCCGGCCAAGAAGCUCAAAAUCCGGCUGAAGGUUUCUUCUCCUGUUUACCUUUCCGCUAUUUCACCUCUGAAUUUUUUCAGGAAUCUCGUAAAAGAGCAAGAACUGAAAAGAAAGCCCCCCUUCUAGAGAGUCAGCUGUUCAUCAUGGAGCUGGCCAGGGAGCUGAACCGGGUGUGCCAGAAAUCCGACGUCCUCGGAUAUAUCUGGACCUGUCAGGACAUCUGGCCCCCUUCCAUGUGCCGUGCCUUCAUCUUCGAAUGGGCCUCGGUGCUGGAGAGUAAGCAGAAGCCAGUGCCGGCACGUGAGUGGUCAGAGCGGUGUGACUGGAGGGCGCAGCUUUUAGGCAGCUUGGAGCGGGAUAGCGAGCAGGAUGUGGAGACCUCCAAGAGGACCAUACAGGACUGGAGUCGGGAGCUGAGGAUGCAGUCAAAGCGUAGCGUGUGGCCCGGGGAGCCGGUGGUGCUGAUGCUGGACGACCUGGAGACACAGUGGCGGAAGGGGCGGGUGCCAAGCCUGCUCUCCGCCAUGGAGCUGGUCAUGUGGACCCUGCUGACCGACGACCCACAGAAGGAUUCUGUUCCCCAGCUGUGGUUCACCAGGAAACAAAGGAGUCAGAAAUUAAAUGCUACCAGGUACAUUCCUCACAAUGUCUGGAACUGGAUCACUGAAGCAGCAGUGGAGGUGACCCUUGACCCAGACACGGCAAACCCAGACCUGUUGAUCUCCCACGACGGCAAGCGCAUGCGCUGCGGCUUCGAGAGGAAGGAGGUGCCCAACUUCCACCGGCGCUUUGACGGCUGGUGGUGCGCAGUGGGCACACAGAGCUUCGCAUCCGGGCGGCAUUACUGGGAGGUGGAGGUGGGCGAGAGGGACUGGCGGCUGGGCGUGGCCAAGGAGUCGGCCCUCAGGAAGGGCUACAAGUCGCUGAACACGGAGAUGGGCUACCUAACCCUGCGCGUGGAGAGGGGCACUGAGUUCAAGGCGCUCACCGUGCCAUUCACCCCUCUACCAUCGAGCCUCAUCCCCCGUAAGGUGGGCAUCUAUCUCGACUACGACAACGGCCAGCUCUCUUUCUACAACGUGGAGAACCGCUCACACAUCUACACCUUCAGCGAGACCUUCACCGAGAAACUGUACCCGCUCUUUGGCACCGUGGAGGUCGGCAAGGGCCUGGUUAUCAGGUCGGCGGGGGCCAGGGGACACUGCUUCUGCCCUGGCCCCUGUCUGUGGGGCUAAGCGCUCAGCCUCCUUCAUUGGCAAUGUCUCAUAGCUGGAUGUAUGUGACCUGUAUCGCUAGCCGGUGGUCCUUAGCCAUAAAUGCAGCAUGCUUUUCGCAUCGCAUGCACAGAGCUGCGCCAUCGAUGCACUUGACCCUGUUAUUCCCGCUUGCUAGAAUGUCACGCUGCAUAUUUCUGUCGGUCUAAAAGGAAAAAUUGUCAUGAUACAGUAGCACUUGUCCACGGUUGAUCUUGCAAAUAAUGAAGCACUUUGCGUGAUUAAUAAAUUUAUCAAGUGAAAAAAUCA
Molecule: messenger RNA, 1710 nt
Organism: Brienomyrus brachyistius
Lineage: Eukaryota; Metazoa; Chordata; Actinopteri; Osteoglossiformes; Mormyridae
Product: butyrophilin subfamily 1 member A1-like
Exons: 10
Coding region: 331-1422 (363 amino acids)
Molecular function (GO): protein binding
Source: RefSeq, a predicted model, not a curated record